AUGGUAUAUGGAACAAAGGCAAUGAUGCCUGUUGAUUUUGAAUAUAAAACUUUGAGAACAGCUAUUUCCUUAGAUAUGACACUUUCUAUAGCACAAAAAGAAAGGAUCAUGCAGCUUAAUGCUUUAGAUGAACUAAGGAAAUUUUCCCUGCAGCAUACCGAAUAUGUUCAGAAUCAGCGCAUGAAGUGGCAUGAUCACUAUAUCAAGGAUAAAUCAUUCAAGUCGGGUGAUUGGGAUCUUCUCUAUGAUUCCAGGUACAAAGAUAACUUGGUAAAAUUACAAACAAAAUGGUUAGGCCCUUAUAAGAUGGUUGAAACAUUUUCUAAUGGUGUUGUCAAAUUAUCUAUGAUAGAUCCUGUUAAGUUUAAAUUGUUAGUCAACGGUCAUCAGCUACGCCUAUACCAUAAACCUCUGAGAAAAGAUGAAUUUCUAUGA
Molecule: messenger RNA, 435 nt
Organism: Cryptomeria japonica (Japanese cedar)
Lineage: Eukaryota; Viridiplantae; Streptophyta; Pinopsida; Cupressales; Cupressaceae
Exons: 1
Coding region: 1-435 (144 amino acids)
Source: RefSeq, a predicted model, not a curated record